GUGCCCACAACGGCGCAGCCACGGGUCGCGCUCCCCUCGCAACCAACAUCAACCACCGCCCGCCAAACUCGUGUACAAAACUCACGGCGCUCGGCAGAUUCACAAGCCAACUGACUACAUUCUUGAUCAUUAACAUCGCGUUAUUGUCGUCGUCGUUGUUGUUGUUGUUUCACGUAUCUCCACGCCGUCUCCGUUAAUGAUACCGUUAUGUGAAGGCCUAGGAGGACGGAGCGAAGCCUACGCCCUUGCCUGGAUCCCUCGGCCGGGUCGAGCGCUCCCUGCUCCCCGUGAUCGCGUUGGGUGGGGGGGGGUCACCAGCGGCAAGUUACGCAUUUUAUUUUAUUUCUUUUUUGUGUUUGCGCGCAGUGGUUAUUUAUUUUAACGCGGUAUUUAUUAACGAUGUUGGUGUUUUACGUUGCUCUGGCAAGUUGAACGUGUGCCUUUAGGAAGUCUGGCUUUUGUAAGAAUGUUAAGUGCUGCAUAGGUAACGUAGUGUAUAGUAUAUGAUAGAUCAAUGCUAUUGUUGUAGUGCAAAGUCUCGCAUAGACGAAUAUUAAUUUUAAUAACGUCUGGCUCUGGUCAUGAUUUUAAUAUAAAGUGAUAACGGCCGUGGAUAUUAAGUCGGCAUUGCGUGAGCUCAAUACGACCUCGCUCACAACUAAUUAUAAAGAACCGAUUUAAGAUGUUUUAAAGCCCGAUAAUAAACAACGUUAAUUCGCACGAACUGUUGCAACAAUUACUGAUCCUGAGCAGAAUCAUAAAGAGGGUCUUAAACGACACGCCGAUUAACUACAAGAUUUUAAAUCGACUCGGGACAUUUGACGGAACGAGUGAAUCCAUUCUGAGAUUAUAGCCACUCGGCAAUUCUCAUUGUUUCUAAGUAAUAAAUUGUCAAAAAUAAAAAAAUCGAUCAAGCCGGUCUGUUAAGAGAGCCUCCUACAUAUCCUUAGGGGGUAUUUCGAUGUCCAAACGGGUUUCAGACGGAAGCACGGUGUGGAUUUAAACGAUUCCAAGCAUCUUUAUUUACUACCACCUACCCAUUCGUGAUAACCGUGCCAACACGUAACUUAAGAUUGCCCCCCAAAAAAACCCAGACACGUCAGGGCAUUGAUUGGGGCAGAUAAAGCCGUGUAGUCAGUUUCAUAGCGAUUUGCUCCUGGGCUUUUAUAAGUUAUUUUCCGAAAACGUGAUGGAUGAACUGACGGACAGAUACAAUAUUUACUGGGUAUAGCAAUAUGUAGUCUUAUCAGCUUUUCCUUUAUACGCUCCGGGGCAAGUGCAGAAUCACAAGUUGUCAAAACAUUAUUCGAGAACACAGAAAGAUCAGACCACAUUUCCAUCACCUCAAUCGCUUCAUAGGUAGUCCUCAAUUGAAUCGGCAACCAAGUGCACGAUCCUUCUCUACCCGAUCACUUCAGUAAUUGAUUACUCGGACGAUUAUUAUUUAGAUCAAUCGACUAAUCGGACAACACAAAUAUUUGGGAGGGGAAAAAAAGUGGCAUCUCUCUGCGCACGUGUGCCGCUGGACGGGAGGCAAUGGACGGGGCUUGGUGACAUCACCAUCAGCUGCAUCACUCUGGGCGUGGCUUGUAAGUGGGGUUUCCCACCUUCGGAAGGGCAGUCUGUGGGGGUGACCUCCAUUUUUAAAGGUUGCCCGAGUGAUCGACCACGCACAAAGUACGUGCUCGAUUAUCAUUUUUAAAUCCUUUAUAUUAAGUUCACUUGCUUGCGCGCUUACGACCGUGCAAAUCUUUCGGUCGUUUUUUAACCCACUUCCCAUGAUCCAAUCGAGCUGACAUUUUGCACACAGACUCGUUGUGCGUGACAAUUUCUUUUCGUGAAUUUUUUUUCUCCAAAAUUAUACACUUUUUAGGUACAAAAAAAUAUAUAUAUUUAAUUACCAAUUGCUUAAUGGUGGCAGGCAAUCAUUUGACCCAUAUGUGGCAGCCAUCUCAAGCCAGAGGACUAGAGGACUCUAACCGCCCGUUUCAAAGACCAAUGUGGGCUGGGUUGUGGCACAUUGAACACGCAUAUAAAGGAUUUAUAGUGAAAAACUUUGUUUUUAUGGGUUAAUUUUUUAAUCGCGUAAUCGCCUUCAUCGUCACACCGCCCCAGCUAUAAUCUCCCGCCCUGCUUGCCACGAAAGGGACACCUCCACCGACCCGCCUUUCCAGGCGCUUCACGUAACGGAACCACCGUCAUGGGCUUACACGGCAGCUCGCUGAGAUGGUUUGGCACCAAACGUUCAGAAGGCGAUCUGGACGGCAAGGUGUCCGCGUGGUGCAAGCGCUCCCCCAGCUACGACCACAACUGGACAGACCUGCACUACGCAGCCAGCCGGGGUGACCUCCACAAGCUCAACAUCCUCCUGCACUCAACAGACACCGACUCGUGCGACCGCAAAGACUUCUACGGGAAAACGCCGCUGUACUGGGCGGCGUACAAGGGUCACAGGGCGUGCAUGGAGCAGCUCAUCGGCCACGGCGCGGACGUCAACAGCCAGUGCAAGCACGGCAGCACCCCACUGCACACGGUCAUUGGCCUCUACCCGGACUGCGCCAUCCUUCUUAUACAGCACGGUGCGGACGUGAACCAGUCGGACAAGUGGGGGGUCACCCCGAUGUACCUGGCGGCAUGCAACGGCCAUCUGGACGGGCUGCGGCUGCUGGUGCACGCUGGCGCCGUCAUGGCCUACAGGAACAAGGUAACUACGCUCUGUUGGGUGGCAUCGUUAGGGGCAUGGCCUACAGGAACAAGGUAACUACAGCCUGUUGGGUGGCAUCGUUAGGGGCAUGACCGAGCUGUGACGCGUUAGCCCCUUGCGGCAUACGUUUGCGGUUCGAGACCCAACGCGGCCGGAUGUUUGAGAUCCCGUGCGUGACGUUAUCGGAAAGAGAGUGCCGUUGUCAGGUUUGUAAAAUGGGGGCGGCAGUCAUCGAUCGGCCUCCACUGUGAAGCUACUGCAGACUGAAACGUAAUAAUCAAAACUUGACACAUUCGCCAACAAUAUAAUCUCAAUUUCGAUUUAAAGCUUUCGUGACUGCAGGGAUCCAUACUGGUUGGUUCUUUCGGUAAAGUCA
Lethenteron reissneri (Far Eastern brook lamprey) is the source of this 3080-nucleotide messenger RNA. Its product is annotated as ankyrin repeat domain-containing protein 23-like. Lineage: Eukaryota; Metazoa; Chordata; Hyperoartia; Petromyzontiformes; Petromyzontidae. Gene Ontology annotation, molecular function: protein binding. The record is from RefSeq and is a predicted model, not a curated record.